Messenger RNA from Dicrocoelium dendriticum, 1052 nucleotides. NCBI's taxonomy places the organism in Eukaryota, Metazoa, Platyhelminthes, Trematoda, Plagiorchiida, Dicrocoeliidae. The record is from the annotation of a GenBank genome assembly.
AUGAAAAUACCUUUGUCUCCAGACUCAGCCGUCGUGAUAAUGGAUGACAUAUUUGAACAUCUCCAUCGGAUGAUGAACGAAAUGAUGUUUUCGGGAUUCCUCGAGCCGAGAAGACAUGCUGAGAGUCCACGCGAUGAGAUGCUCCGCGAACCGGAGGAUGACAGUCGUCCUGGUUUACUUGUUCCCGAGCCUUGGAUGCCAUUUCCAUUUUAUGGCGAUCUCGUUAAGCCCGAUAUGAUGGACAGAGAUUUUUUCAACAGGACUCAGCGUCAGCGGAGAAGAUACGAGGAAGACAAAAAGGAUGUGAUAUUGGAUGAUAACGCCCCAGUAGAUGAUAUUUUGUCUCCGUGGGCACCACCAGAAGUUAAAAAGUGGGCCCAGUCAUUCAGCAGACGAACUAUUCUUGGACCAAAUGGGGAACUCACUGAAUCAGAGACUCGCAUCGUGCAUGAGCCUGAUGGUACUCAGGUAAAAACCACGGUGGAACGCUCUCCACAAGGAGAGAGGCGCACAGUCAUCCGUCGCGAUCCUUCGGGCAAGGAGGAAACCGAGGAAACAGAUUUUAAUUAUUCAGUCCCAAAAAUGAUUGCCCCGAACCCGCAAAGCUCCACUUCCCAAACGACCACAAACAAGUCCUCUCCAGGUGUAUUGGAAGCCAUACGCAGAUGGUAUCGAGGAGAAAAAUGACACAUUUUGAACACCUGUGAUGAUUUUACUUGCUUCGCAAUACUGACACCCAUUUUUUCAGAAGUGCGAUCCCAUUCAGUUAUCAUAAAAGUGACAUGACGUUCACAAAAAUCGCUUUCUUUAUUUUACCGCUCAAAUAAUCAGGGUUGAGGAAAAUUAACGUUGAAGUGGAGAGUAGUUUAACAGUUUCUCAAUCAAAUCCACAUGGGACAAAAGCAUACGCCUGCAGCAAUAUCGGCGUAGACCAAGCGUAUCUAGUGCGUCUCCCUCAGAGUAUUCUGCCUGCAAAAGCCCAAUGUAACUUUCCCAUUUGUCUCCGACCACUUUUCCACACGUGAAGCACCGGAUAGGAAUAAUCAUCGCUC